Molecule: messenger RNA, 4896 nt
Organism: Daldinia caldariorum
Lineage: Eukaryota; Fungi; Ascomycota; Sordariomycetes; Xylariales; Hypoxylaceae
Product: TPR-like protein
Exons: 3
Coding region: 224-4477 (1417 amino acids)
Cellular component (GO): Ski complex
Molecular function (GO): protein binding
Source: RefSeq, a predicted model, not a curated record
GGUAGUAUCAUACGUACCUAAUGCCCGAAAACCUGCGAAACACAACUUACUAAAACUACCUCUACUAUUAAACAAAACGGCCUUGGGCCUUGGACUGAUACCAAAUAAAAAAAAUCGAAAUUGAAAAAAUCAAUGAUGAAAUGCCUGAGGUACCUACCUAAAUCAUAUAUCCCCCACCACCCCAAGACAUGAAACUCACCAUUCCCGAUACAAUCUCUCUAAGAUGGCGAGCAUCAAGGCCUCACUGAAGGCUAUUAACGAUGCCAUACGCCAACAAAAAUGGGACGAUGCUAUAUCGCAAGCCGACGAUGUUAUUAGCAGAGAUGCAAAGUCUUACCAAGCUCAUGUGUUCAAAGCGUUCGCCUUGGAUAAGAAGAACCAACAAGACCUAGCUGAAGAGGCAUACAAGACGGCUAUUGGUAUAAAAUCCGAUGCUCAAGCCUGGCAAGGCCUAAUCAAGAUUUACGAGAAGCAAGGGCCCAAGGCUAUCCAAAAGUACCAGCAGGCUGCACUUAAGCUUGCCGAAAUCUUCAGAGACGCUAAUGACAUGUACAAAUGUCAAGAUGUCGUUGACAAGUUCAUCGACUUUGUACGAACACGUGGUGAUCGGGCCCAACUGGUCCAGGCCCUUCGUCUAAUACUCCCUAAUAGUCCCAUCUAUCCCGCUCUCGAGGGUCGGGUUCCUCAUCCCGCCAAAACCUACGAGACGAUAGCCCAGAUUUUAGAGGUCGACGAGAAGAAGCGCAUCAAUACACUCAUCGGUGAACGCCGCACGAGAUUAGGCGCGAAAAUCAGCGAGGUGACGGUCGAGGUCAACCGUGAAGUCCUAUGCCAGAGCGAACUGGGCGAAAUUUACGAGCAGCUCAUCCUAUGGACUCAGGACGAUGAUGUCAGACGUCAAUAUGAAGAGAAGUUACUUCAAUUUCGAUAUGAUCGCCUUCUAGUUACUCCAGCUCCAAACAAAGCCGCGGAGCUCCAGGUUGUGCAGAAGCUUGCAAAUGAUAUGGUUAUCAUUAAGCACCCUUUCAAGCUUGCCUGGGAUAUUGCAAUCGAGUGGCAGGACCAUAAGGAGAUCAAGGAUUGGGACGUCAACGUGCUCAACGAAUACUGUUCCUUUUUUCCUAAUAGUGACCUCUAUCGUGUCUUGACCGGGUUCAUGACAAGCGAGAUAUCACCUUUCCCGAAAAAGCAGCUAGAGACUUCGGCACCUGUAGCUACGCCUGGAACGGAUGAUGAGAGUGAAGAUGAUGAAGAUGGCGGCGCGCCGACAUCGGUGGUCCCGUACACUGGCGAAGACAGACUUUUGAUGAUGACAGAGGGAAUUUCAACAACGAAUUCUUUGCUCGCUCACAGAGUGAUAGGAGAAUACUACCAGCACUUGGAAGAACACGAAAGUAACGUCGAGCUCAUGCGGAAAGCUAUGAAAAUCAUGGUCGCGGAAACGGAAAAGACCGGAAAAGUCUUUACGAAUGCCAACCAGUCAUUCAUGCUCUAUUUAGGCACUGCGUUGGUGUUUUAUCAGUCUCCAAGAAAUCAUGGCGAGGCAAAGUUUCUUUUUGACAAGGUACUUGAAGUAGAUCCCACGUCGACUUCUGCUAUGAUUGGUGUUGGUCUCAUCUACGAAGAGGAGGAAGAAUUCGAUCGAGCGAUUGAAUUCUUAGAGCGAGCACUGAAGGGUGAUAGUACCAAUCUUCGUGUACGUGCAGAGGUUGGAUGGCUAUUUUCAUUGAAGGGCGAUUAUGCACGCGGCAAAACAGAACUUGAAUCACUGUUGCCACAGAUGAUACGCGCCUCAGUUUCCAAAGAUUUGUUAGCCCAGACGCAAUAUCGUUUGGGCAGCUGUAUAUGGAAUCUUGACCCCUCGAAGGCUGCCAGGAAGAGUCGAAGUGGUGCGUACGCAUACUUCCUAGAUGCACUGAAGAAUAACUUCAAUUACGCUCCGGCGUACAGCAGCUUGGGUAUCUACUAUGCGGAUUACGCAAAGGAUAAAAAGAGGGCUCGCAAAUGCUUUCUUAAGGCUGUUGAGCUUUCUUCGACGGAAGUCGAGUCUGCCGAGAGGUUGGCACGGUCGUUUGCCGACGAUGGAGACUGGGACCGCGUCGAAUUAGUGGCACAACGAGUAGUAGAUUCGGGUAGAGUCAGACCGCCUCCUGGAUCCAAGAAGAAAGGAAUUAGCUGGCCUCUUUCUGCACUAGGAGUGGCGGAAUUGAGCAAGCAAGAUUAUGCCAAGGCCAUUGUUUCAUUUCAGCAAGCUCUGCGGAUAGCUCCCGAAGAUUAUCAUUCGUGGGUCGGCCUAGGGGAAAGUUAUCAUAAUUCUGGAAGAUACAUCGCCGCGACAAAAGCAAUUCAGGCUGCGCAAAAGCUGGAAGAACAGAUGGAUAAUAACAAAAUCGGCGAUACCUGGUUUACUAAGUAUAUGCUGGCCAACGUCAAACGGGAACUUGGCGAAUUUGAUGAAGCUAUCUCGCUGUACCACGAGGUUAUUUCAGCUCGGCCGGAUGAGGAAGGCGUUGCCAUAGCCAUGAUGCAGACUAUGGUUGAAAACGCGUCAGACUGCGUGGAGAAAGGGGUGUUCGGCAAAUCGAUCGAGUUGGCAACAGAUACUCUGUCUUUUGCGCUUACAGUGCCCACAAAGAUCGCUAGCACUUUCAAUUUUUGGAAGGCUAUAGGCGAUUCGUGCUCCAUUUUUUCUUCUGUUCAGAGUCGUCUACAGGAUUUCCCAACUGACAUCCUUCGGAAGCUACUUGACCUAGGUACGGGAGAUAAGUCCGCAUAUGCUAUACUGGAAGAUGUCGACAGCGUAGGCAAAGACCUUAUUUUUGCCGAAGGCAUUUUUCCGGAUGACGAGCAACUUGGAGUAGACCUCACGCGAUGUUUACAUGCCACUAUCUUAGCCCACAAGCGAGCAAUCCACGAGUCGGCAAACGACAUCCACGCUCAGGCUGUUGCAUAUUAUAAUUUAGGCUGGGCAGAAAACCGCGCCCACCUUUGCCUUCCUUCACAACUCCGGCUUCAGUCUAGUAGAUACCAGAAAGCCGCCGUGCGAUGCUUCAAGCGGGCCAUAGAACUGGAAGCUGGGAAUCCAGAAUUUUGGAACUCGCUAGGUGUUGUUACAAGCGAAAUAAACCCAUCUGUGGCGCAGCAUGCAUUUGUCCGAAGCUUGUUUCUCAAUGAAAGGAGCGCACAUACAUGGUCAAACCUUGGUGCUCUGGCCCUUCUACAGAAUGACAUUCAACUUGCUAAUGAAGCCUUCACGCGAGCCCAGUCAAAUGAUCCCGAUUAUGCCCACGCUUGGCUGGGUCAAGGCUUUGUCGCACUUCUCUAUGGGGAUUCUAAAGAAGCUCGAGGCCUGUUUACCCACGCGAUGGAUAUCUCAGAAUCAUCCUCUUUAUUGACCAGGCGCCAAUACCCAACGUCUCUAUUCGAUUAUAUACUCACGAGUCCAUCAGAUCUAAAUAUUUCGUCUCUCAUACAGCCGCUAUUUGCGCUCGCUCAACUGCGUCGUCUCAAUCCUCAAGAUCUUACUAGUCAGCACCUUUCAACGCUAUAUCAAGAACGGACCGAUGAUAGCCUUAGAGCAAUAGAUACUCUCGAAGAGGCAUGUGAGCAACUAGAAGCGAGCUAUGAAGCUACUGAGUCCGCGGAAUCACUUGCGCGUUUUGCCUUAGCUAAAACGGAUCUGGCUCGAUCAUAUCUCUCGGUUGCUCGAUAUGCAGAGGCUGUCGAUUGUGGAGAAAUGGCGUUACAAUUAAGCAGCGACGAGUCCGCAAAUGAACUAACAGCCGAGCAACGCAGAAAAGCCAGAUUAUCAGCACAUUUGACGGUCGGUUUGGCGCAAUAUUUCUCUAAGAACAUUAAAGCAGCUGUGGCAUAUUUUGAAACGGCACUCAGCGAAUCCAACGGUAACCCAGAUGCAGUUUGUGUCUUGGCUCAAAUGCUGUGGGCUACCGGUACGGAUGAAGCCCGAGAAAGAGCUCGCACUAUUUUAUUUGACGUGAUUGAGAAAGAUUCAAGCCACGUGCAGUCGGUACUUCUUCUAGGCAUCAUAGCACUACUUGAUGAAGACGAGGAGUCCUUGGAAGCCGUUGUCUCAGAGCUUCAAACGCUCCGUACCAGUGAUAAAGUUACUGAUGCAGAGCACUCCCAAAUUGGGGAAGUUUUCCGCGCCGUAGCCGCAUUGUCGGAGAACAGCACGGAGAACGACGUCCUUACUCAGCUCCAAAACGAUGUCAUGUUAUACCCGUACCUCCCUCAUGGAUGGUCCAGAUUAGCUAAGGUUACUGGGGAAGAAUACCCAGCGGAUAUGGCUUUGAAUGUGGCACUGAAGGCUAUACCGCCGAGGGGAGAACUAGGGGCUGUGGAUCUUGCCGAGGCAUAUGCAGGAACUGGCAAGGUUGCCGAUGCACAAACGGCAAUCUUUGUAGCGCCUUGGAGUAGUAGUGGCUGGGAGUCUCUAUGUAGUGCAAUCGCCUCCUGAUUAACUACAGUCAUGAUUUUCGGUCCAUUGCCAUGAUUCCAUAUCCUGUUCAGCAUAACAAUAUAAGACCCAGUUGCAUGUAUGAUGGAAGGAUGGAUUACCAAGAAAACGUAUGAAAUGAGAAGAAAUGAAUCAUGAUUUCUUGAGUUGCGUAUCGCCAUGAGCAGGCACGUUUUUAUGAAUUGUUAACACCCCCGGUAUAAGUAAAUGGGGGCAGGUACCUAAUAAGGCAGACAUGGAAUGUGACAAAGUUCAACACGUACUUACCUGUUAGCCCUCCUAGCGGAUAACCUCAUCUUGCUAUGAGAUAACCCUGCUCUGUGCUCUGGGAAAGGUCCCACUAUAGGCAGUAGGUAAAGAAAGGCGUAUAUUGAAAUGCAUUAAGUUUAAGAUGCUGUACCUCAGACUAUCUCGAUUAU